GGUCGAGAGCCGAGCUGAGUUCACUCGUCUCCCGGAGGAAGUCGGAGCUGUCAUGCCUCAGCUGAGCUUCGGGGUGGAUCCACUGGUUUCUACGGUCUCCUCUCUUUGUCUCCGGGAUGAACUGACUCCAGCUGCGGGGACAAGAGACGUGCGUCGGACAGAACCUCCCGGUGCAAAGCGCGCGGCCGCUCCGCUCUCCAAGCCAUGGCCUCCGCGCUGCGCCUCCUCCGCCUCCUCCUCCGGGGGCCACGGUUUCCCUCUGUGCUCCUGCUGCUGCUCCAGCUGCGCCUCGGGCUGCUGGUGUCCGCGGGAGAGCUGGAGAUGAUGGAGCAGGACCCACCGGGGCUCACGUGUAGCGAGGGUUUGCAGGACUGCCACGUGAACUCAGUGUCUCAGUUCUCUGCUGCCUUGCCUGAUCCCAAUGACGCUGUGGACGUUACACACACGCAGCUGAAAGUGAUGCUGUGCUGCUCGGAUGCACAGGACUGUGAACCCUGCCUGCAAAUCCUCAUCACGAUCAUAGCUGCUGAGCAGGUUUCUGAGGAGUCCGGGGAACACGGCGAUGAAGAGGAGUCAUUCAGUCUCUCCAAGACGGAGGGAAGUGGUCAGAACGUGCUCCUCCAACCAACAGCUCUGGUGAAAGUGUGUCUCAGCUCUCCAGGCCACAGCGAGAUCUGGAAGACGCUGAAGUUCAAACUGAGCCUCUCCGCUUCUCCUCAGUCCACACACGAGCUGCUGUUGACCGAGGCGGUGAGGUUUGACAGUCCCGUUGUGGUGCAGGUCUACGCACAUUCCAAGGGAACGCACAACGUCCAAAAUAUCAGUAUCCCAUCUUUGGAGGAAGUUUGUUCCAUGAACCUGGAGGCGCAUGUGAAGGACUGCGAUGCUCCCAGACUCCGGGCUGAGACGGAUCCCAGGACAAACGUGCUCCUCCUCCACCUGGAAAACGCUAAUGCCAGACGAGAGGAUCUCAUGUAUCAGAGGAUGUGGAACGAAAUACCCGGAGAGAUUCUUGCAUGGCCCAAAGGCGAGAGAGAAAUGGAAGUACCUUCAAACUUUAUCACCCCGUGUCUGUGCUUCCAGGUUUGGUGGAAGGGAAAACCACUUCGGAGAGAAUUCUGUCCUUUCAAAAACCAAAAUGACACACUUGAAAGAAUGCAGCACAACGUGUCUGUGUCUCUGGAGGAGUUCCAGGGGGGUGGCACAGGGCUGAGCUGGAACGUGACUGCCCCCUGCAGACUGGAGGCAGAGGUGUGGCUGUGCAAGAGAGAGCUGUCGGUGUGUGAGGAGGUGGCCGGCUCCAGGCAGCGGCUGCACAACCACGCACACGCGGGCUGGAAGGCCACGCGCUACAGACACUGGAAAACAGGAGAGUUCAAUGUGUCAUCACACCCGCUGCUUUGUGUCCAGAUAAAGAUACAUGGGAUGGAGACGCACUCACCCCAGUGUCCAUUUGCAACAUCUCGAUGGAAAUGGAGCCUGCCGCUGCUCAUCGGAUUACUGCUGAUGUGUUUGGCCAUACUCGGAGCCUAUUUCAUACAAGGGGUUCUGAAAGGCUACGUAUGGCGAUGGUUGAAAGAGGACGAAGUGAAAGGUGCAGUGGGUGGUGGUCAUGUGGUGCUGCUGUACCCCCCCGAUGGCAACCAGGCUCUGCCGGGGCUGAUGUGUCACCUGGGCUCGUCUCUCCACGCCCUGGGCUUCAGUGUGUCUCUGGACCUGUGGAGCCAGGCUGAGCUCAGCGUCCUGGGCCCCGUCCCUUGGCUCCAUUCGAGACUGGACCGACUCAAGCGGCAGGGAGGCAAAGUGGUGCUGGUUCUAACCCAGGCCGCCCGGAUAAAGGCGGAAGAAUGGGGAGCCCAGAGCUGGGAGAGAAAUAGAUACGGGGAGGAAGAGGAGGCAGGGAGAAGCAACCCUGCUUCCUCUCCCUGUGUGGAUGUGUUCAGUGCUUCGUUUAGCUGCAUUCUAGCAGACUAUCUACAGGGCCGCGCGGGGGAGCGGUUCAUGUUGGUUCAGUUUGAAUCACUUCCCACAGAGACUCAAGGUGUUGCAUGGCCUCUACCAGAACUCUUUCGUGGCCUCCACGUCUACAGCCUCCCCUCCCAGAGCCUGGGCUUUCUGACUGAGCUGGCCGGAGCUCGGCAAAUGGCCACUCCCUCGGCCAGACGGAAGAGGGCAGGCGGCCUCAGGGUGGCAUCCCGAGCUCUGGCGAGAGGCCUGUCCGGGUUCACAACAGGGACAACAAUAUUACGCUUUGCAGGGAUGUCCCAGAGCUGUGGUGGGCUUGGAGAGUCUGGAGAAAUGGUGCCGUUGCAGCCAUGUCUUAUUACGCCUCCCUCCAGCCCAGACACAAGCCCCAAGCGAGUGAAGUGGAAUGGGUCUGACAGCAGGACAGGACGUCCCAUGAUCAGCAGCCAGUCAUGACUUGAAAGAACCUGAAAUAAUAUUCACAGAGACUCAUGGAUAUCAUUGUUUCCAUUUGCUGGUCAGAGCCUCAGGGGGAGAAGAGCUUCCUGCACGUGUUUGGAAGCAGACAGAGACUCAGUUGUUAUUGUUGCUGCUCCAGAGAAAUUAAAGUGAAUAACAUUAAAAAUCAACACUAAGAGAAUUCACUCAGAAAAAGAUGAAUGAAUCAUCACUAAAUGGUCUGUGGGGAAAGAAGCCUAAUUCACAAACGUUACCUCUGAGUGAGCUUAUUAACUACUAUCGAUGCUUCUGAAUGCUAAUGCAUUAAAUCCCUAAGAGACACAAACUGUGUGUUGCACUGUGCUGUGUUAAAUGUUAAUGAAAAUGCAAGAAACCUGGGAGGUGUGCUGAGGUAGCUGCAGCUGCCCCCGCUGGCGAGAAGCUGUAAUUACAUGGCAUUAACAUUUGAGAAUUGUAUUUGAAACAAAUAUUGUUUUCAGACAAAUUAACACACAAAUCACAAGCCUACUGCUCUACAUUCAAUAGGAUGUGACCUCCAGUAUCCCUGUGUUGUAACACUCUAGAAAUAUCACUGUUUGCCUUUAUUUAAAAAUAUUUUACUCAGUUUGUAAUAAAAUGUUUUAAAAGUUGAAACGA
Messenger RNA from Platichthys flesus (European flounder), 3060 nucleotides. RefSeq lists its product as uncharacterized. NCBI's taxonomy places the organism in Eukaryota, Metazoa, Chordata, Actinopteri, Pleuronectiformes, Pleuronectidae. Gene Ontology annotation, molecular function: interleukin-17 receptor activity. The record is from RefSeq and is a predicted model, not a curated record.